GCAGCACGCAAAGACGAUACCACAAUGACAGCGCCCGGAGACCCGGACAAAGAAUGCAGCACCCAGGCACCUAGCAUCACCAGCCCUCGAAAGCAAAAGCUAGACCAAGCCCAAAGCCGGGACCAAACCCACACAGUUACAUCCCAAUCCCCAUCCGCCACCACCCCCUUGGGAGCUAUGAAGGAAAAAGCCACCGCCCUUCUCCCCCACCUUAAAAGAAUCGCAACGACCCAUCCCCUUCUCGCCACCUUUCUCCUGGCCCAGAUCAUCUGCUCGGGUAUCCCCCUGUGCCUGGUAUUGGGCGGCGUGAUGAUGGCGGCGAGUGUGGCUGCUGCGGUGGUGGCGGGACUUGCUAUGUUGGUGCUGGGACCAGUGCUGGUGGUGACGUUUUUGCUGGGGUUAGGGGUUUGGGGGUGGGGGUGGGCGUUGGUCUGGUUUUGGCGGAAGGUGGGGAGAGUUGUUAGGGGGGAGGAGGAGGAGGGGUUGGGAGUCUUUGGGGUUGAUUUGAGCAAAUUAGUUGAGAAUAAUAGUCGGAGUGAGAAGGGGGCUGUGGAUAAGGGUGGAAAUGGGGAUCAGGAUGGGAGUGGGAAAGUCAUGGGUUGAGGGUGCACUGUUUGUGUUCUAAUUCGGAUUGAAAAUGGGGUGGAGUUAAGUGCGUGUCUGAGUGGGUUUUGGACCUUGAGCGGGUGUUUGGAUGGAUGUAUAGUGUCGUGGCUUUCUUGAUACUUAUGGUUGUUCUGUUCUUAAUGACUAUGGGCGCUGUGAGGGCGAAGUGUUGAGCAGCCGUGAGGAGUCUAGCUGGACUGUAAGGAC
Aspergillus saccharolyticus JOP 1030-1 is the source of this 813-nucleotide messenger RNA. RefSeq names its product seipin co-factor family protein. The transcript has a single exon. The record is from RefSeq and is a predicted model, not a curated record. The coding region runs from base 25 to 603 and encodes 192 amino acids. NCBI's taxonomy places the organism in Eukaryota, Fungi, Ascomycota, Eurotiomycetes, Eurotiales, Aspergillaceae.